Limulus polyphemus (Atlantic horseshoe crab) is the source of this 1616-nucleotide messenger RNA. Its product is annotated as ski oncogene-like. Gene Ontology annotation, molecular function: RNA polymerase II cis-regulatory region sequence-specific DNA binding; DNA-binding transcription factor activity, RNA polymerase II-specific; SMAD binding. Gene Ontology annotation, cellular component: nucleus. Gene Ontology annotation, biological process: negative regulation of BMP signaling pathway. The record is from RefSeq and is a predicted model, not a curated record. NCBI's taxonomy places the organism in Eukaryota, Metazoa, Arthropoda, Merostomata, Xiphosura, Limulidae. The transcript is spliced from 4 exons. The annotation marks the transcript as partial.
UAGACAUAGUCACACAGUGGUAGGAAUCAGAAAGGACGAGGACAGCAAACGAUAUGACUGAAAUUUGUCCGAAAUUUCCGCAAAUACAUCUUUGUAGUUGAACGUGAUGGAACAGUCAUCAGUUGAAGUGUAUACGCCACACCUGAAGAAGGUUUUAAAGAGUUAUCAGGCGGCAGCAGCAGCAAGUUUACACGGACCGAAUAAUUUUAUGGCUACAAGUACAACGCAAGGAGUUACGUCGCCAACGGAGAAGAUGGGGAUUGUGACGGCAGCUGGUAAAGACAAAUCGGGGCCUUCGACAACCACGUCCACAGCCACGCCAGAGAAAAAACAGUCUUCGUCCGAUUAUAAGUCGGCAUCAGAUUAUGACCCGUUUCUUGCUCCUCCUCCUUUCCCAAUUCAACAACCGCCAAUUAUUAUACCACCAGAUCAAAGUCGUUGUGAACGUUCGGAAACUCUUUUGGAAGGCGAGACUAUUUCAUGUUUUCUUGUGGGAGGAGAGAAGCGUUUGUGUUUCCCACAGGUUCUAAAUCCGGUACUUCGUGAUUUCAGUUUACCACAGAUAUAUAGCGUUUUCUCUGAACUUAAUAUCCACUUUUCCAGUUGUAACCAAGAACAGCUUGAAAUUCUUAAAGUAACGGGAGUGUUACCACUCACAGCCCCAAGCUGUGGCUUAAUUACUAAGUCCGAUGCAGAAAGGCUAUGUGCGGCACUUUUUCAUAAUCAGGAAGCUAAUCCGAAAUCAGAAACGCGGUUCUCUGAUAAACGUUUCUUUAACUUUAAAGUUUAUCAUGAAUGUUUUGGUAAAUGUACUGGGAUUUUAACUCCAGAAUUAUAUACAACACCGUAUUCAAAAUGCAUUGAAUGCGUGGAAUGCCAUGGAAUGUUAAGUCCACAAAAGUUUGUAACUCACGUUCAUCGAUUCAGCGAGAAUCGCACGUGCCAUUGGGGGGUUGACUCUGAAAACUGGCGGGCGUAUCUUUUACUCUCUGAUAAUCAGGACAAUAGUGAACAAUUAAAUGAGCAUUUGGAAGAUGUAAAAAGUAGAUUUGACUUCUCUCAGAAGUACAAAAGGAAACAGAGUGUGACUGAAGAAAGUGAAGUCUCAAAACGGCUGCGUCUGGAAGAGCAACCUUUCUUCUAUCCUUAUUCUUCAGUACCUUGGGAUCCAGCUUUAGCUUACUGGUACCACAUUACAGCUUUUCCAUGGUCAAGAAUGCCUGCAUUUAGACCAUGGGCAGCUGUACCAAGUGAAGGUGGAAAGUCCCAUUUUGUUUCCUCUUCGCUGUCUUCUCAUUUACCAUACCUUAGAGAUGGCAUGGCAGCCAGCCUACCAUCAUUUCUAGCCCAGAAUCAUGAAAGAAUUGCACAGGCUUCAACACCAUACAGACUUCAAAAUCACCAUGUGUCCAGUAUCUCGUGCCAAGAAGAAAGUAAAAUAAACUCUGAGGAUACAAAAGUUAAGGAGGAAGAUGUUGAGGAUGUUUGUGAUCUGUCUAUAUUCAAUUCAUCAGGGAGAAAGUCUGCAGAGAGUCCUCAAGCAAUUCAGAAAGAAAAGGAACAGUUAACAGAAUCUGAAGAAACAGUGUCACGGAGUAGUUCAAGUACAUUAUCAG